Trichoplax adhaerens is the source of this 234-nucleotide messenger RNA. RefSeq lists its product as uncharacterized. Lineage: Eukaryota; Metazoa; Placozoa; Uniplacotomia; Trichoplacea; Trichoplacidae. Gene Ontology annotation, cellular component: membrane. Bases 1 to 234 code for a protein of 77 amino acids. The record is from RefSeq and is a predicted model, not a curated record. Gene Ontology annotation, biological process: sodium ion transmembrane transport. The transcript has a single exon.
AUGGUCGAAGAGAAAGAUAUAGCAGAUCCAGAAAAGAAUCAAAUUUCUCAUUCCGAAGACGAUGAUGAUAAUCGUGAAAGUUGGGAUAGGAAAAUUGAUUUUAUCCUAUCUUGUGUAGGCUAUGCUGUUGGAUUUGGUAACUUGUGGAGAUUUCCCUAUCUUUGCUAUGAUAAUGGUGGAGGUAAGACUAGAUAUCAUGUCAUUUCAGCGAAUACUAAUGCAAUCUCUUCUUAG